Molecule: messenger RNA, 486 nt
Organism: Besnoitia besnoiti
Lineage: Eukaryota; Apicomplexa; Conoidasida; Eucoccidiorida; Sarcocystidae
Exons: 2
Coding region: 1-486 (161 amino acids)
Source: RefSeq, a predicted model, not a curated record
AUGGAGUCCACCUCGUCGCUGUCGGAUGCGCCUGCAUCACCAGGAGGCCGCGGCGGCCAGUUCCAGAAGACGCUCGUGGGGGACUUGGCGGCGAUUCAGCGCGAAUACGCCUCUCUCUGUCGCAUUCGCGAGCUCCCCGAAGGCCCGCCGGGAGGCCUUGCGCGCCGCGCACGCGGGAACGUCGGCGACCUCGUCGAGGCGGCCGGCAGCAUCUGCUUCUCGCUGCAGUUCGAACAGGAAACCGCGCCGAUUCUCUACGUCCACGCAGACUCGCGGGGCUUCACGAUUCUGAACGGGGAGGCCCUCGUGUCUACUCCGCCGCCUGCGGAUGAGCCCAAGUUGGAUCUCGCCUCGCUCGCCUCACCUUUUGAGAGUUUCGAACAGUUGCUGGCGGGCCUUCGGCCUCACGCCUUUGAGCGGUUUCAGACGAGCCUGAUCAGCGCGCAGCUCGAGGCUGAGUUGAGUAAACAGACCAACAGCCUCUGA